GUCGUCCCGCUCGGACGAGCGUUGGUUCGGGUUGCCGUGCGUGAGUGUUUCGUGCGAUAGUGCGAGAACGGAUAAACUGAUAAAAUCGGACGUAAUGAGAAUCGAAUUUGUGGUAGUUUUCUUCAUACUUUUUCAUAUAAAAAAUUAUAGCGGCGUUUUUAGAAAAAAUUCGAAGUAAAUAAGCUACAUCAGUCUCGCAACACUAGUAUUAAAACGGCUGUUUUUGCUUCAUUAUAACAAAAAUAUACUGUAUUAAAUAUGACUUUCAGCAGUAAAAGUGAAUAAAUAUAUGUAACUCACAAAUUGAACAUAUUCUAGACAGUGAACGAUCGUUUGAAAUGAAGUGCACAAGAUAAUUAAUGAUACAAAUAAUUUGUUAAACAAGUGGUGUCGUGUCAAAGUGUAUUCGAUAGUGAACAAAAAGUUGAGCCCUGGAGUCUUCAACCUGUGAUAUUCAAGAUAUGACUACGAUCCUGCUUCUGCUAGCUACCGUCGUCUCUGUUGACAGUAUCCGACACAAAGGUAUAUACUCCGGAGAAGUUUCGGACUUUGAGGUGACGAUACCCCAGAAAGUGAGCCCCGCCGGCGACCUCCUCGGCUCCGAGGUCUCCCAUCACCACAGGACCAGGAGGUCAACGUCGAGAGAGUCGUUCCCGGAAACCUUACAUUACAGGUUGAUGAUGGCGGGCGAGUGGAAGAUGCUGGAUCUAGAGCCUAGUGGCUCCUUCAUCUCUCCUGUCUUGAGGGUCCAGAGAGGACGCAGAUCCCGCCGUAUCCCUCGGGAUAAGACAACCUGUCACUACCGGGGAGUAGUGCGUCAUCAUCGGCACUCCAAUGUGGCUCUCUCGGCGUGCAACGGACUCGCAGGAGUGCUUAGGCUAGAGACAGCUGAGUACUGGCUUGAGCCUUCGACCUCUGGCAACACCACAGAGGGGCGGCAACACAUACUGUUCCGGCGGAACACUGCUACUCGCCACCGGAAACGGAGGAAGAAAAAGAGGAAGAAAAAACACGAGAAAAACUGUGGGACAAGGGAGCCUCCACGACUGCCGGCCGCGCGGCUGGAGUGGUCGGCAGUGUCAGGUGUGGGUCGAGUGCAGGUACAGGGUCGUGGUCGGCGUCGAAGACUGCGCCAGCGCCGCUCUGUCUCCAAGGAGCACCAUGUGGAGGCCCUACUGGUCGCUGACACCUCCAUGGUAGAGUUUCACCACGACGGUGACGUCGAGAUGUAUCUGCUUACCAUCAUGAACAUGGUAUCAGCAUUGUAUCAAGAACCAACUAUUGGCAACUCAGUCAACAUUGUUGUGGUCAGGAUAGUCCUGAUAGAAGACGAUGCUUCUGAGGGACUGAACAUUACAAUACAUGCUGAUCAUGCUCUCAACAGCUUCUGUAGCUGGCAGCAGAAAAUCAACCCGACAUCAGAAUCUGAUCCGCAGCAUCAUGAUGUCGCUAUCCUUGUAACCAGGAAGGACAUUUGUGCACGCCAGAACACGCCGUGUAGCACGCUGGGGGUUGCGCACGUUGGGGGAAUGUGUGAACCUGAUCGCAGCUGUAACAUCAACGAGGACAAUGGCAUCACUCUGGCACACACCAUCGCACAUGAGAUGGGCCACAAUUUCGGCAUGUUCCAUGACUCCUCGAGGUCUGGUUGCUCCGGCCGCCAAGGUUCGACUCUGCACGUAAUGACUCCCACAUUCGAAGCUGACUCCCUCAACAUCGCCUGGUCAGAGUGUAGCCGACGAGACAUCACUCACUUCCUCGACCAGGGCUCCGGCCGAUGUCUGGAGGAUCGCCCCGCAGUGCAGGACGACUACACGUACCCCGAGCUGCCUCCGGGGGCGAUGUACAACGCUGACUAUCAGUGUCGUCUGCAGUUCGGCCCCGACAGUACUGUGUGCUCUCCCUCAGACGAGAUAUGUUCUCGGCUGUGGUGCACAGUGGAAGGGAUGUGUACAACAAACCUGUAUCCAGCCGCACCAGGGACACAUUGUGACAAACAUAUGUGGUGUGUGAACCAAGCGUGUGUGUCUAUCGGAGAGAGCUCCGAGCCCAUCGCCGGAGGGUGGGGAGAGUGGGGGGAGUGGAGUGAGUGUUCUCGCUCCUGUGGCGCUGGUGUCUCCGUGAGAGAGAGGCUGUGUGAUCAUCCAACACCAGCGUUCGGAGGAUCCUACUGUCUUGGAGAACGGAGACGAUAUCGCAUCUGUAACACGCAGGCUUGUCCAGAAUCGUCCCUGAGUUUCCGAGCUGAGCAGUGUUCAUCUUUUGAUAACAAACCAUAUUUUGGAAAAAACUACACAUGGCUUCCAUACUUUGAAACAAGCGAGCCGUGCGAGUUGCACUGUACUGACACUGAGGAUACGAUCAUCGCAAGUCUUGGUGAUGCUCGUGAUGGGACGCCUUGCAAUCUCGGCUCUCGGGACAUGUGCAUCUCAGGCAUCUGUCGGAAAGUAGGCUGUGAUUGGGUGGUUGAUUCUAACGCAGAGGAAGACAAAUGUGGAGUGUGUCAUGGCGACGGGAAACUCUGCUCAACUCAGAACGGUUUCUACAAUGUCACCCAAGGAGAUGGUUACACAGAAGUAGCCAUAAUUCCUAGCGGAGCCCGAAAUGUCCGGGUGGAAGAAGUUUCAAGUUCUCGGAACUACAUUUCCAUCGGAAGUGCUUCAGGCAGUACCUUCUAUCUUAAUGGAAACGGGGAGAUCACCAUAGCAGGAGAGUACACUAUAGCUGGUAGUGCAGCUCUUUAUGAACGCAACAAAGAUUUGGAGAAGCUGCGAAUACCUGGUCCUAUCAAAGAAGAUAUUUUGAUUUAUGUGAUAUUCAGGGACCAGAACCCAGGUCUAUAUUUUGAGUUUACGAUGCCCAAUGAGCAGCAGGAACACACGGAUGUGUACCGUUGGGAGUUGUCUGAUUGGUCAACUUGUUCCGCAACUUGUGGCGGAGGAGAGCAAGUGUCUAAGGCUGUCUGCAAGGAGACAGGCAAGGAUAUGUCCGUGGCCGCAGAGAAAUGUGCUUCAGGCCUGAGACCUUCGGACAGAAUGCGAACCUGCAACUUGCACUCUUGUCCCACCAGAUGGUGGAUUGGUCCCUGGCAGCUUUGUCCCGUGACUUGCGGAGAGCUUGCUUUACGUCGCAGGUCUGUGAUCUGUGUGUCAGGCAGUGGGGAGAAGCCGUUAGCUCUGCCAGACUCUGACUGUACGGGACAGUUACGACCUCAUGACCAGGAGCCUUGUCCAGACAUCCCCCCUUGUCUUCCCCCCUCCCUCCUGGCUACCAUAGGGCCGUUUGAGAACCUGGUGAACAUAGACAGACCAAAGAAGUUUGAGGUGAUGCAGUUCAAGAACUCUAAGGUACGCUACGAGCCAGACAAGUGGAAAGUGCUUCCAUGGAGUCAAUGUUCCGUCACUUGCGGCAUCGGCUUCAAGAAGAGGACUAUUCAAUGUCCUUCCCAGAAAUGUGACCCACGCACUAAACCCAUCUCAGUCAAACAAUGCUUCCGACAUUGCGCCAACAAGACAAUAAUUGUAUAGACCAUGUGUAAAAGUUUUGUACAAAUACAUGUUUCGGAUUGUGAUUUUAA
Messenger RNA from Macrosteles quadrilineatus (aster leafhopper), 3577 nucleotides. Its product is annotated as A disintegrin and metalloproteinase with thrombospondin motifs 7-like. The transcript is spliced from 22 exons. Gene Ontology annotation, molecular function: metalloendopeptidase activity. NCBI's taxonomy places the organism in Eukaryota, Metazoa, Arthropoda, Insecta, Hemiptera, Cicadellidae. Gene Ontology annotation, biological process: extracellular matrix organization; proteolysis. Gene Ontology annotation, cellular component: extracellular matrix. Bases 462 to 3527 code for a protein of 1021 amino acids. The record is from RefSeq and is a predicted model, not a curated record.